Physcomitrium patens is the source of this 1842-nucleotide messenger RNA. RefSeq lists its product as uncharacterized. NCBI's taxonomy places the organism in Eukaryota, Viridiplantae, Streptophyta, Bryopsida, Funariales, Funariaceae. The record is from RefSeq and is a predicted model, not a curated record.
CUCACAAGCCGCGUCGGACGUUGAGCCCUGAUUGUCGGGCUGAGUGGUUUCCUGGACAUGGUCGUCGUCGUCGUCGUCGUUGGUGCGAGUUCCCAAAUUAGAGAGCUUCACGAUCAGUAGAUCGGUAGAGCGCCUUUUGUUGCACUACCGUUUGGGAUAUAUAAGGUCGUUCCAAAGUCAUUUGUGUUUGUCAUUGAAGCUUGUGGUUAUGAGAAGCGUACAAGGUGCUUGAGAGAGGACCCGCAACGUGCUUGAUCGGUUAAAUUGUUUUUGAGGUCUUUGAGUUGUAGAGGUUGUAAUUUUGAGCGCAGGAAUUGAGUAUCAGUAUCAAGGAGGGAAGGGAGAGGGAGGAGGGGGAGUUUGAGGCUUAUAUACGCAGGUUGUGAAUGGGAGGAGGGGCAGGGGUGCGGGUUGUCCAUGGAACCAUCGCUGCUGCUGCGGCGUUGCUGGCGACGGCAGCAUCUACCGUUGACAUUGGGGACAAGUUGCAUCUGAAGGUUACGCCGAUUCUCUUCUACGCGGUGCCAAUUUCAAUACCUCUGCCACCACUCUCGUCGCUCUCUGGUGCUUGUGGUUGCACGGAUCGUUCAUCCUUUUCGGUAUCGUAUUCGAGAAUUUUGCCGUCGAAGGAGUGUGAAGCUUCGUCCUUUGCAUCUGCUUCUUCUUCCAUCUCUCCUCCUGGUGCAACUGCGGGGAAAGGGCAAAAUUUUCAGGGGUGGAGGCCCUACAUGUCUGUUCUUCAACUGUAUACGGAGCCACCUCUGACACCUACGAAGCUCAGUACUUGCGUUGCCAAGGUGCAAUGUUCAAUUCAUUUGGAACCACUCGUUUCAACACUCUCGUCUUUUCAAUAUUCGCUACAGAAUCAUUCUUCCCAACACUCGCAAACUCUCCGUACGAGGCACGUCGCAAUCGAGGGGAAUUUCAAACUAGAUAGCAAUGAUGAUGAUUUGGAGCCACUAUCAAGCAAAUUUGAGUGCAAGGAGGAGUUAUCGAGGAGAGAAUGAAGGUUGUGUUUCAGUCUCUGCACCAGUCCUUGAUCUUGAGCCUCAGGUAGUUUCUUCCGAGGUUACAACCUACAAACGGCCGUUCAUACCUCUCUUCCGAAGCCACUCGUACUUGUACAAUGAGCAGCUGAGUAAUUUCCAUGAGGAGGUCUUGCCAUCAACACAUGCACACGCAAUUGCUCAUUAAAUUUCUCCGUUGCUAGUUUUAAAAUCUCUCACGGAAGUCUGCGCACCUGAGCCAAGGUGUUGGGUUGCUGAUGGGAAGUGAAGUGGAACUAUAGCACGCAUAGGGCCUGCUUCUCCGAGUCAGUUCACUUUUGAUACGUCUGCAGGUGUAGAUUGAAGUAAGCUUUUAUCUCACUUUACAAAUGAAGCCAGUAGAGUUCACUUUUAAAGUUUUGUUAAUAGUUUUUUCCCAACGUGUUUGUGCCUUGGCUUUUAGUCCACAUGAAGUAGGCUGGAUCAGCCUGAAUAAUGCACGAUGCGGACGAUGGAAUUACUUUCUCUACCUUGAGAAAAGUUAAAGUUUAAGGUAAAGCAAUAGGCAGCUACUGAAGACUUAGUCACAAUGCAGAAAUUUUGACGCUGAGUUCUUACAUUGAAGGUUAGAGAACGAUAGUACGGUAGUCCCACUUGCAUGUUAGUGUACUUUAUGCGAAAAUGUAAGGAAAGAGUGUAGAUAUGUGCAACUGGGGCAUUCUAGGCAUUCAUGAUUCAUUUGAAGUCAUGGCAUUGAUGUAUUUACGAUUUCCGUUACUCUAUUGAGUGCGGCAACACUGGAUAAUGAAGAAACUGAUUCGCAAUAUUGCAAGAUGUUAUUUCGAAUCAUUUCACA